Molecule: messenger RNA, 3317 nt
Organism: Dryobates pubescens (Downy woodpecker)
Lineage: Eukaryota; Metazoa; Chordata; Aves; Piciformes; Picidae
Gene: NBR1
Product: NBR1 autophagy cargo receptor
Exons: 21
Coding region: 23-3061 (1012 amino acids)
Biological process (GO): macroautophagy
Cellular component (GO): phagophore assembly site
Molecular function (GO): zinc ion binding; ubiquitin binding
Source: RefSeq, a predicted model, not a curated record
AGCUGUCCGUGUUUGGUCCGCCAUGUUAGGCUCCUCGGGCCGUCUGACAGAGCUCACUUGGCCUACUUCAGAGCGCGGCAUGGAGCCGCAGGUGAACCUCCGCGUCACCUGCCGUGGGGAGACCCAAAGUUUCCUCGUGUCGGACUCGGCGCACACGACGUGGGCAGAUGUGGAGGCCAUGGUUAAAGUUUCAUUUGACCUGGGUGACAUUCAGAUCAAGUACAUUGAUGAGGAUAACGAUGAGGUCUCCGUGAACAGCAAAGAAGAAUAUGAAGAAGCUCUAAAGAUUGCAGUUAAGCAAGGAAAUCAACUUCAGAUGAAUGUGUAUGAAGAAGACUCUUGUCUGAAGGAAACUUCAAGACCUUGUUCCUCUCAACUCCAUGAGAAAACUGGGACAGAAAAGUUGAUGCUUCUUGAAGAGAAGAAACUGCUUGUGCAGUCUACCAUGCUAGCUCAGGGUUUAGAAGACGACUUAAAAAAUGGGAAGCAGCUGACAUUCCAGCAAAAGUUAAAUUGCACUAGAGAAGGAAGAACAAAUGAAAACCCUCCAGAAUGGUUUACAAGCUACUUGGAAACAUUCAGAGAACAAGUCGUUAAGGAAACUGUUGAGAAACUGGAGCAGAAGCUGUAUGAGAAGCUUGUUCAUUGCAGUCAGCCUCCAGAGCUCUCAGAAGCAUCUGUCACAGCAGUACUGUCAGAGAGCCGGCUGGGGAAUGGCAGCCAGUGUGACUGGCUGAUCUCCUGCUGCAGCUGCCAGGCCAGGAUUGUUGGAGUUCGCUACCAGUGCAGCGUCUGCCCAGCUUACAAUAUCUGUGAGCGGUGUGAGGCGGGGACAUACGCUCACGACCCCAACCACGUCCUGCUCAAGCUGCGCAGACCUGUGCUGGGCCCUGCUGACAGCCAUGGCCCUGCCGAGGGCACUCCUCGCCUGCCUGCCACCCUGGAGCAAGUCAGGCUUCAGAAACAGAUGGACAAAAGGUUUCUGAAGGCAGAAAAGCAAAGACUGCGAGCAGAGAAGAAGCAGAGAAAAGCAGAAGUCCGAGAGCUCAAAAAGCAGCUGAAAUUGAACAGGAAAAUUCAUCUGUGGAACUCCAUCCAUGUGUUGGAAGCCAGUGGCUCACCUGCUCUGAAAUCUGACAGUCUCCAACCUAAUGCUUUCCUUCAACCCUUCCAAGCAAUUGUCCCAACCCUGAGUGCGGUGUUUGUGGAUGAGAACUUGCCUGAUGGGACUCACCUGCAACCAGGAACAAAGUUCAUCAAACACUGGUGGAUGAAGAACACUGGCAAUGUGGAGUGGGGCUCAGACACAAAGCUGAAACUGAUGUGGGGAAACCUGACCUUGGCAUCUUCUGGAAAAAAGGAUGUGUUAGUGCCAUCCCUUCCCUCAGGACAUGUAGGAACUGUUUCAGUUGAGUUUGUAGCUCCUAAUAUAGAAGGAACUUACACCUCUCACUGGAGACUGUCACACAGAGGGGAACAGUUUGGGCCCAGGAUCUGGUGCAGUAUUAUUGUGGAUCCCUCCCCACCUACUGACUCUACAGAACACAAUUGGAAGGAUUCUGACUCGUGUCAGAAGGAAAAAAAUUCCAGCACCAAACAGGAUGCUUCCUUAAAGACAGAAGCAGGUACUCAAGUGAUAGGUGAAGUCAUGGAGCAGGCUGAAAUACCUUUGCCACCUAUUCCUUUAAAUAUCAAAACUCUGCCAAAUGAGAGAGAAUAUUAUAUCCCAUCUGUUGAUCUUCUCACUGCACAGGACUUGCUGUCUUUUGAGCUGUUGGAUAUCAAUAUUGUGCAGGAGUUAGAGCGAGUGCCACACAACACUCCUGUUGACAUGACUCCAUGCAUGUCCCCUUUGCCACAUGAUAGCCCCUUGCUGGAGAAACCUGGCCUGGGUCAGAUAGAGGAGGAGAAUGAGGGGAGUGGAUUUAAACCAGUGCCUGGAGUGACAGAAGCCUGUUCUCCUGCAGAUGCUCGUGUAGUGAAAGUGAAAGCUGAGCAUCUACUAACCCAGGAGGAAGGAGAAGAAGAUAUGAGUGGGACUCAAUUUGUCUGUGAAACUGUAAUUCGCUCUCUAACCCUGGAUGCUGCACCUGAUCAUAAGCCUCCACAAAAAAAGAUCCCCCAGAACUCUCUGCAAGCACUGCAAGACACCUUCAGUUGCAAUGUGAUAAAUGAAGAAUCUACUAGGAUAAAAACUAAUUCCACUUCCAGAAAGGAAGCAAAUAUUCAUCAGUCAGAGCCAAUGAUAGAAAAUGACUGUGGGGACCUUCUGCUAUCUGACAGAGCAAGCCCCUGCACUGAUACUGGCAAUUCUGAUGAAGAUAAAGAUGAUGUUCAAAGUCAAGGCUCUUCUGCCUCAUCAGAGGAUUAUAUCAUUAUUCUCCCUGAGUGCUUUGACACCAGUCGUCCUUUAGGAGAGUCUAUGUAUAGCUCAGCUCUUUCUCAGCCCAGUUUGGAAAAGAGAGGAGAGCCUGAAACGAGAGGAGAAACUCCAGAAGGGGGAAGCCAGCCACAGAUCCACAGUAUCAGUGAUACUUUAACUUCACAGGCACUGGCUGUAGUCCCACUUGCCCCAGGGGCUACAGACACCUUACCGCAGAUGCAAAGCAAUCUUGCAUCUCUUCAGAAUCCUGUCCUUCAAGAGCCAAACACUCCAUCUGCAGAGACUCUCUCUUCCAUUCGUAAUCAGCUAAGAGAAGAACCCAGUGGUGAAGACAGCUGUGGACCAGGGUCUUCUGGAUUUGUAGCUAGUAAACAGAAGUGCUCAGAAUACGCAAGAUACUCUCAAGGAAGCAGCAUUGCAGGAGAACUGGUUAAAGGAGCUUUGUCAGUUGCUGCUUCAGCCUACAAAGCAUUGUUUGCUGGACCACCCAUUAUAGAACAGCAGCCUGCAGCUGCAGAAGAGCACACAGCCACUCUUCUGUCCAGUCUGGGUGAGAUGGGGUUCUGUGACAGGCAGUUAAACUUGCAGCUGCUGAAGAAACACAACAAUAACAUGGUUCAAGUGGUAACUGAGUUGCUUCAGAUCAGUAAUGGUGACUGGUACAGCAGCAGAUGCUGAACCUUCCUGGUGGAAGGAGGAAUCCUCUUCAUUUAGUAACCUUUCUUUAAACAUGGCAACAGCAGCAGAUUGCUCCUCAGCUGCUUUCUUUUUGGAGGCGUGACUCCAAUUUUGGCUUUUCUUUGAGCUUUUGACUUUUUUCUCAUGGAAAUGUCAAACAGUGCUUGUCACAGCAUCUUACAGAGACCAGAAUUUCAACUGCUAUUUGGACCUCAUAGCUAAAUGAGUAGUCUUUAAGUCUCUAAUUUCAUACCGA